Molecule: messenger RNA, 1248 nt
Organism: Cylicocyclus nassatus
Lineage: Eukaryota; Metazoa; Nematoda; Chromadorea; Rhabditida; Strongylidae
Source: the annotation of a GenBank genome assembly
AUGGUUCUAUAUUUUCCAAAUUUGGUAUACAUUAGCGCUCUCCUUAUCCAGAUACAUGCAGAUGAAAGGAGUGCGCUAUACUCAAAACUUUUUGCAAAUUAUAACCCCUCGAUUCGACCAAAACAAGAUGCCAGUUAUGUCACCAACGUUACCGUAUACCUAUCGCUGUUUUCAGUGCUAUCAGUGAACGAACAAAUGCAAACAAUUCGUUUCACUGUUGACAUGGCAGUUGAAUGGACGGACCCAUUAUUAACCUGGACACCAAGUGAUGGCGAUAUAACGACACUCAAAAUACCCGAGCAAAGCAUAUGGACCCCCGAUGUCAUGCUGUUUUCUGCAAUAUCAAAGCAGCACUUGAUCGAUUAUAAUAGAAGAGUUGUUGUGUUGAAAAAUGAUGGUUCCAUAGUGAAAGCUGGGCCACAGAUCGUGACCCAUCCUUGCGAAAUCAAUGUGCAGAAAUUUCCUUAUGACGACCAAAUCUGCACAUUUUUAAUAAGCUCUUGGAGUUUCAGUAACACGAAUUUGCGGCUGCACACUCCAUACGAUGAAUACGAACUAAAUCAAGAUUUUACAGGCAACACUGAGUGGAAGCUGCUCUCAUUGACUGCUGAGCUCACUAUAGACACAACAUAUGAUGAAGGCGAUUAUGAUACGCUGAUUGUAACAGCCCAUCUCCGUCGUCAUCCUCAAUUCUAUGUGCUAGCAAUCAUCAUUCCUUCCUUCGUCUGCACAUUUCUCUGCCUCAAUGGGCUUUUCCUGCCAAGUGAAAUUAGUGGGUUGAGCAUUGAAAAGGUGUCCCUUGGAGUAUGCACGCUUCUGGCUAUGGCUUUGAUCCUACAAUCUGUCACGAUUACAAUGCCAAAGUCGCAGGACCUUCCGUUGCUUGGUGUCUACGUCCUCUCGCAAACAAUACUCUGUGGCAUAGCUGUCCUAGUGACUUCUAUCUACCUAAUCAUCCACGAAAGAGCUGUCACUCGAAGUUGGGCCCCACCCAGAUGCAUUGCCAACGCUUUUCUUACGAGAGAGUACGACCGGAAAGUGACGCACAAUGACGGAUCUCAGCAAGAUGGCGAGAAGUCUACACGCCUUUCGCCGUAUUUCUGGUGCAUCUCAUCAUUUUUGCGUGAAAGCGCGUCGGAUAGCAGGCUGGAGCGGAUGUGGGCUCGGAUUUUCGACAGAAUCGAUAUCCUCACUCUUAUUAUCUUUCAAGUGGCAAAUGUUAUAAUGACAAUGGUUAUACUGCUGUAG